This is a messenger RNA of Thamnophis elegans (Western terrestrial garter snake), 3736 nucleotides long. It is a transcript of the gene BMP10, whose product is annotated as bone morphogenetic protein 10. Gene Ontology annotation, molecular function: growth factor activity; cytokine activity. The record is from RefSeq and is a predicted model, not a curated record. The transcript is spliced from 2 exons. NCBI's taxonomy places the organism in Eukaryota, Metazoa, Chordata, Lepidosauria, Squamata, Natricidae. Gene Ontology annotation, cellular component: extracellular region. The coding region runs from base 99 to 1352 and encodes 417 amino acids. Gene Ontology annotation, biological process: SMAD protein signal transduction; BMP signaling pathway.
CCUCAGCGACACAAGCCGUAUAUAACCCUUGUGGGGGGAUAAAAGAGCCACAGACCGCACCCGAGCAAACUUGCUAGAGCAGUCUUUGGACCCUUUAGAUGGAAGUCAUGGAGUCUGUAGCCUUCCAGAUUUGGGCCACCCUCUCUCUUCUGGCCCACCUUGCAGAUGGGAGCCCUAUAACCAGCUUAGAUAUACCUCUUAUGGAGGAAGAGGUACCCUUCUUUGACGAACAGGAUGCCCUGCUUCAGGAUCUGCAAAACGAGCUCCUGAAGGCACUUAACCUCUCGGGGAUCCCCCUCCAGGAGGAAGCCAAGGUGGACACUCCAGAAUACAUGUUAGAGCUCUACAAUAGGUUUGCCAGGGACAAGACCUUGUUGCCAUCCGCCAAUAUUGUUAGAAGCUUCAAAAACAAAGAGCAUAGUUCCCGGCCCAUACGCCUGAAUGGAAUGCGGAGGUAUCCUCUCCUUUUCAAUGUCUCCAUCCCUCACCACGAGACGAUAACCAUGGCGGAGCUGAGGCUCUACACCCUGGCGGAGGACAGACAGCUCUACGGGAACCUCGACCGGAAGGUCACCGUCUUUGAAGUGCUGGAGGGCGAACACGGAGGAGGAAAAGAGGGAGAGGAGAGGAAGCUGAGAGUGAUGGCCUCCAGGUUUAUUUACAGCUCCGACAAUGAAUGGAAGACCUUUGAGGUGACAGAAGCCAUCAGGAAGUGGCACCACUCUGACUCAACCACUCACCAACUGGAGGUUCAGGUGGAGUACCGAGGGGCAGAGAACCCCAAACCAGGAAGACACAGAGGAGUAGACAUUAAUUUGGAACCCAAACACAAGCCAUUGUUGAUUGUGUUUUCAGACGAUCACAGCCACGCCAAGAAAGAGGAGAAGCACGAGCUGAAGGAGAUGAUGGAGCACGAGCAGAUGCAGGAGUGGCCGGAUUUGGAGCUACAAGACUUCUCCAGCAGCCCCAAUGAUCUGCUUCAGAUCAGCUCCAACAUCAUCUAUGAUUCGACCUCCAGGAUCCGGAGGAACGCCAAGGGAAGCAGCUGCAAAAAGACCUCUCUCUAUGUGGAUUUCAAGGAGAUUGGCUGGGACUCCUGGAUCAUUGCGCCCGCUGGCUACGAUGCCUACCAGUGCAAGGGAGCCUGCAGCUUCCCUCUGGAGGGCAGCCAGUCGACCACCCAUGCCAUGGUCCAGACGUCUGUCCACUUGAAUGACCCCCAGAAAGCUUCCCCUGCCUGUUGCGUCCCAACCAAGCUGGACCCCAUCUCUUUGCUCUUCUUGGACAAAGGAAUCGUCACCUUCAAGCAAAACUACGAGGGCAUGUCCGUCUCGGAAUGUGGCUGCAGAUAGUAGCAGGAGAUGGGGUUCUUGCAUGGUGUUUUGGCUUCCGUGGGAUUUCAUGGUUCCAUCUGAACAGUUUUGAGAUGCAGUCAACUCCUUGGACAAGGGGAAGGGACCUUGGAGACGGGCAAUGGUUUAGGGAUGAUGGCUUGGAGAAAAGGGGUGGAGGGGGAUGGAAGGAGACCAGCUGACCUCCUAAACAGCAGCAAACAGAGGCAUCUCCUUAGCUUCAGCUAGAGCUCCCACAACAUCACAAAACUUCCUCUCCAGUUGUUCAUCCCAGACAUUUCACCACUUAUGCAAUCCUGUUCUGGUCCUUCCAAUUUCCGGACGCUGCAACUGAGCCAACAGUUGUCAGAAAACAUAGCAAAAGUCUCAAAGCUGCCUUUUUUUAUCACACCCCUGAAGAAAAAAAUAUGAAUUGGCUUUACUGAAUUACCUCCAGGAAUUCUCCAGCAUUUUUUGAUUUCUCUCUCUACUGCCUAGUACGAUCAUGCUACCAGUUCAAUUCUACUGUCCCUUGGAGAGGAAACCAGUCCUGGAAGGAAGCCAUUGCUCUUCUUGGCCCUAAGACCCCCAACCAUUACUUUGCUUUCCAAUAGAGGGGCCAUCAAAUACUCCCCUUGGACUUUUCCUGGGAGAAGAAGUUCAAGAAAACUUUCUUAAGCUGUGACGCAUGGGGUUCACACACACAUCAGUAAGCAUGGUUUCAUUAACCAUGGUUUAUUGAAUAAACCACAAUUGGCUGGGUUCAUGCAACAAACCAAGCCAAAAGCAAAACAUUGUGUGACUUUAAACCAUAAAAUUUCCCAUGUUUCCUUGCUUACUCAGAAAAGAAGACUGGCCUAGUGGUUGAUGUUGCUUAGAAAACUUCUGCUUUCCAAAUUCUCUUUCUGGAAAGUUCUGUGCUACUCCCUCAUCCCUCUCAGGAUUGUUCAGUUUAGUGGAGCCCUUCAGAUAGCAGAAUCAAGAUAUCCCCCAAAGCAAUUGCACAGAAUUACUUUGGACACGCCAUUCAGAUUGGGGUGCGCAUGAUACGAACCCAACUCCUCCUUUGUAUCAAUGUCCUCAUGCAACUCAGAACUUGGCUGAUUGUCCUUUUCAUCGCUGUUAAAAUUUGGAGGGCGGGGAGGGUUCUUCUAUGAUGAAAUUUCAAGGCCCUUCGGGCAGACAGGGGCUCCUCCUUAUGGGGAGCUGUCAAUUCACGAGACAGUUCUCCGUGCGUGCGUUGGAGGUCACAUGUCAAGUUUCCACCUCUCUGGCAAAUCUUUGUGAUAAGAAGGUGUUGGGAGUUGGGAAACGAUAGGCCUGGUGGUGCUUUAUUUAUACUAAGCUGCAAAUCGGUCAGAUUCUUUGGAAAGUGUAAUUGACAUUGUGUCUCCAGCCCUUCGUGGGCUUACUGUACUAUGCCCCACCACUGCUUUCUACUUUUAAGGAGAGAGAGAAAGAGAGAGAAGGAGAGAGAGAGAAGUUGGGUUUAGAGAACACCAACGUGGGCCCUUCAGAAGAAUUCUCAUGCAAAGCACUUGGGACUUGCUGAAAUCCACCUCAUCUUUGUCCUGGAAGCCAUUAUUUAUUGAUCUAUUUAUUGACUGUCGUCCUUGUAAAUAUAAUGUAGAAUACGAAAUGUUUUAUUUUUGUGCUUGUAUGUUUACCAAACACACUUGGGUAAUCCUGUAUAUGGAACUGUUUUGAUGCUAAUAUCAUCCCCCAGUUUCAGUGGGCUUCCUUUUUCAUUGUCCUUGUAAAUAUAUUGAUUUGUUUUUUCAUCUCUCGGUGUAAUGCAUAUACAGUGGCAUCCAGCAUACAAUCACUUUCAAGCCUCAAAUGAAUAUAGAGAGUGUGUAUUUCUUUUCAUAUGGCAAAAACUGAGAGCUGGUGAAUUUGUCCCCAUCUUCUAGUUUGGCUGGAGACAUCCCAUUUUCAAACAUACAGUGAGUUCUGGCAAGAUUUCUGACUGUAUCUUGAGGCCACUUUUGGCCACAAUUGCUGCAUAAGUCUCCAACAGAAGAGUUAUGGAAGGAUCUAUCACAAUUCUCCCCAUGAAGGUGAGCCUUAGUUCUUCAGAACAGCUGCUGCUGUGACCUUCUCAACCUCUCCUCUGCUCCAGAGGUUUCUGGAUAUGUUAUCUUAUAUCCUAUUUCUCUAAGGAAAAAUCUACCAUAGAGACUGUACCAAGAUACAGUCACUUAGAUGUCAAUCAAUCAAUCAGUAAUAUUUAUUCGGUCAAGGACCAGCCAAAUUCAAAUGGCCAAAACAAACAAAAACAGAGUGAAGCAAACAAAUACCAUAAAUCACCAGCUAGCAAAAUAAAUCACAGAAUAUAACAUUCAUUUCUCUAUUACUAUGUUAAUGCAUUUUGUUUCUCGGUCUAAAACGUUAAUAGGUACAAA